UUCAGACAGCCACUCCGCCGUGUAUUUCAUGUCGGCAUAAAACAACAAUUUCUUCGCUCUGCUUCUACAUCCUGUCCCAUUUCUGUUCGCCACGUCUCUCCUAUGAGUUUCUGUCGUCCCCCCUGCCAUGCUCCGGGUCACCUCGCUGCUGCCUGCCCUGCUCUUCGUUCUGCUGCCGGUUCCGAACCGGGGAUAUUUCCCCGAGGAGCGCUGGAGCCCCGAGUCCCCGUUCCUCGCUCCCCGGGUUGUCAUCGCGCUGGUUUGCCGCAACUCGGCCCACUCUCUGCCGCUUUUCCUCGGAGCCGUCGAGCGGCUUGACUACCCGAAGGACCGCAUUGCGCUGUG
Messenger RNA from Austrofundulus limnaeus, 345 nucleotides. RefSeq names its product procollagen galactosyltransferase 1. The record is from RefSeq and is a predicted model, not a curated record. NCBI's taxonomy places the organism in Eukaryota, Metazoa, Chordata, Actinopteri, Cyprinodontiformes, Rivulidae. Gene Ontology annotation, molecular function: procollagen galactosyltransferase activity.